CGCCGACAAGAUCACCACUCUCAAGCACCAAUCCAACCACCAAAACCAUUGUUUCUUUACUCUAAUCUUCAUUCACUUAUCUUCUCCUUGUUACGAUGCAGUGGUCUUCGUCCACCCUGCAAGCUUUCUUGCUAUUGCUCGCAAUCCCAGAGACUCUUGCAGCCCCAGCCGCAGCGGGAAUCUCUUUGCCAAGAAACAUAUUCGGUCUUCAGCGCCGACAAACCCAGCAGAAUGCAAAUGAGCAAUCCUGGAUCAAGAAAUGGGCCGCAGUUGGGGAUUCCUAUGCUGCAGGAAUUGGCGCAGGAAACAGAAUCGACUACUCGUGCUCACGAUACGAUAGCUCUUAUGCUAAUCUGCUCAAUUCGUCGCCACGUAUGAGCGGCACGCAAACAUUCGAGUUCUUGGCUUGCUCGGGUGCCAAGAGUCCAGAUGUUGAGAAACAAGUCGCGCAGUUGUCUAGCGGAUAUGACAUGAUUACUGUGUCGUCCGGUGGCAACGAUGUCGGCCUCGUAGACUUGCUGAACGAGUGUGUCUACACCUGGAAUCCUAAGAUCGGAUGUGAAAAGACAAUUGCCAAUUCAAAGGACCUCAUCCAGAACACUCUGCCGAAAAACCUUGACUCUCUUUAUGGCAAGCUUAAAGGUAAAGUUGGGCAAGGCACUGUCUAUGUCACUUCUUAUGGUCGCUUUUUCGAUGAGACCUCAAACGAUUGCGACAAAGUGUCCUGGCAUUGGUUCACAUUCCCCGUGAACUGGCUGAAUUGGCAGUAUCUUACGGUAGACCGCAGAAAGGCCAUGAAUGAGCUAGUCGACCUGGUCAACGAACAGAUACGACAGGCUGUCAAGCGUGCUGGGUCUCAAUUCGUGGUAGUUGAGUGGGAUAGUGCUUUUGGAACGUUUGAGGGCCGAUAUUGCAUGCCUGGAGUACAGGAGCCGCAGCCAAACCGUGAUCAACUAAUGUUCUAUCUGGACGGGACCACAGAGAGCAGUAAGAAGAAGCGCCAGAACGAGGAUGGGUUCCCCGAGGGCUCUUUCGAAGCUCAAGUCCAAGGUUUGAUCAAGGAAGGCCAGGACACAAUCAAAGCCAAUAUGUCGGACUCUGAUCCUAAGCCACAAUCGCUCAUUUCGCUCCCGAUUCCAGACAACUGGGCGCGUGUGUUCCAUCCGCUGAAGAAGGGCCAUGCUAUUAUAGCCAGCAAGAUAUUCUUCCACAUGGCACAGACUCGGGCGAAGCAGUUGAACAUCGGUCAGGGAGCUGACAUUGUCGACUUGUCUGCAGGUACAUGUACCAUCAAGCCACCCUUGCCAUCAAAUCCUGCGAUUGGUACUCAAGGGGAGCUGAGCGCCAACUUUCCCAAGUACUGGAUCUUAGGCGACGGCAAACAGCAUGACAUUACUGAUAUGUACUAUCGGCUCCGAGACAAGACUUGUCAGAACAUCUGCGAUGCCAGUGCUAUUGCGGAUGUUCCGUCGCAGUUCGUCCGAGCUACUCGAGUAGGAGACGAAGGGUGCGCCUAUUCAGUCAAGAUCUCUAAUGAUAAGGAGCUCUACCUUUACGCGACCCAAGACGGUAGCAAUUGCUACCAGGCCACUGAGCAGCUCCUGACUCAACACGGGAAGACAAAGGAAUCGGCGUGGUAAGUUUUCUCUUUCGUUUGUUCAGGAGCAUGACACCGACUAAUGCAUUCGCGCAGGCUGCAAACAGAAGCCAAUUACGAAUUUUACCAAAUCGGCGUCCGUGACAUCAACACUGAAGGUCCUGGCGGUUCCAAGCAUGAUGGCUUCCCUGCCGAUAACCAGCACUUGGGAUAUCUCCACCUCGCUUGUCGGCGCUCCGAUGGCGGUGCUUGGCAGUAUAAUUUCAACCUGAAGCUUUCGGCAUACGAGCAGGGCGACCAGUGGGGCAAGAAGCUAAAGAGUGAGCUGG
Molecule: messenger RNA, 1926 nt
Organism: Pseudovirgaria hyperparasitica
Lineage: Eukaryota; Fungi; Ascomycota; Dothideomycetes; Acrospermales; Acrospermaceae
Product: SGNH hydrolase
Exons: 3
Coding region: 96-1640 (514 amino acids)
Biological process (GO): triglyceride catabolic process
Molecular function (GO): triacylglycerol lipase activity
Source: RefSeq, a predicted model, not a curated record